Molecule: messenger RNA, 1499 nt
Organism: Cladocopium goreaui
Lineage: Eukaryota; Dinophyceae; Suessiales; Symbiodiniaceae
Source: the annotation of a GenBank genome assembly
AAGCACCUUUUGCCACACAUCGGUUCCCAUGGCGACCAAAAGCUGUCGCUUUUGGGCCGUGCGACUGGCAGAAGAUCCCGUUCAAGUGGAGGUGCCACCAGGCGAAGUUUUGUGCCUCUCGCGUGCCUGUCAAAGUUCAUUCGCACCUGGUGUUCUGCGAUUAUUGGUGAGAGGAGUCAGUGGCAAAAGCAAAAAGCCACCCAAAGAUGUGGUGAGUGCUGACUUCGCAUUCAAGAUCGCUUCAGGUGGCAGCCGGUUGGGUGCUCGGUUGGCUGGUGCCUCUGGCCUCUCAUGGCAGUUGCGGCUGGUAGCCAAAGCCGCAGAUGGACAUGGCAGCCAUGACAGCCAUGAAGUCGUUGGUGAAGCACCCGCUGAAGUCGACGUCCUGGGUUACUUCACCCACGUCUCUCCGGCGCGGAGGAGGCCACGGAAAAGGACGGUGGUGCCAAAGAGGCAGAUGCUACGAGAAGUUCGCCUUCCAGCAGGUUGGGCCGCUCUGUCCUUCAAGGACAUAGCAGGACGCAUGGUUGUGAGCGAAGUGCCAAAAGCAUGUUUCUCUUCUGCCGCCUAUGGUGCGGCCGCUGCCCCGCAGGUGUCCAAUGUGGCCGUUGGUGAUGAGAUCGUAUCCGUCAAUGGCCACAGCCCAGCUGCAUUGGCGCAGCUCAUUGCUGAGCCAAAUCAUCGCUUCAACAGCUGUAGCAGCUUUGAUCCGCCACAUAUACCUGGCACUGUCGGGAAGUUGCAAUCCCCUUGCUGCGUUUCUUGUGACUUCAUCCGGCGACAUCAACACUUUGGUCUGGACAUUGCUUUGCAGAUGUGGCUCCGUGUGGUGAAGCAGCAGGUGCCCAUUACCUUGGGAGUGCUGCCAAAGACACACCACGACCACCACGACACGCCCAAGUCGUCGAACCCCAGUUCAGCUCCAAAGAUGAGCACAGAACCUCUGCAGCUGGUGGUUCCAAAGGAGGCGAGGCCGAAAGCAGAUGUUCCGAAGGCUUUCGUGGCUGGCUAUAAUCCUUUGAAGCCAGCAGCAGCUGGAGUAGCGCGGUCCGUGGCAUCUGCGAAGCCAAAGGCCAAUGCCGCAUCUGCAGUGGGGCCCAUGCAGCAGUUGCCCAAUGGCCUAUCUUUCCAAGAGCUUCCAGCCAAAGGAGCUGUGACUGCUGGAAAAGGAGCAAGCAUUGGAAGCGAGGUCGAUUUCCGCUUCACCAUUUCAUUUCCGGGCGUUGGGAACAAGCAGCAGGUUCUGGAAAGAGGACAAGUGCAAUGCAUCUUGGGCCAAAGCGAGCUGAAAGAUGGAUGGGUGGAUGGCAACGUGGACCUGGAACAGGUCUUAAGCACCUGGACUAAGGCCUUGACGGGCAUGAGGGUCGGACAUCGGCGCCGGGUUCAUGUUCCCUCGCGCUUUGGCUUCGAUGCAGAGGUGGUGCCAUCCGGGAAGGACUUGAUCUUUGAGGUUGACAUGAAGGGAGUGAAAUGAGAGCCAAAUCGCUUGGUCAAAA